Cotesia congregata is the source of this 282-nucleotide messenger RNA. NCBI's taxonomy places the organism in Eukaryota, Metazoa, Arthropoda, Insecta, Hymenoptera, Braconidae. The record is from the annotation of a GenBank genome assembly.
AUGGAGGAUAUAUUUCAAUGGUGUCGUGAAGGAAAUGCUAUGCAAGUUCGUGUAUGGCUCGAUGAUACUGAGCAUGACAUGAACCAAGGAGAUGAUCAUGGAUUCAGUCCACUUCAUUGGUGUGCAAAAGAAGGCCACUCAAAACUUGCUGAAUUGCUUGUCAGCAGGGGAGCCAGAAUAAAUGCGACGAACCGGGGUGAUGAUACUCCUCUGCAUCUAGCAUCUGCCCAUGGACAUAGAGAUAUAGUACAGCUGCUACUGACAGCCAGACAAUUCAACUGA